GAUUCUCUCCAAUCUGGCAACCUACCAUGAGAGGGUGUACAGCGUAAUCGCGCGAGACGGGGGGAGAGCUGCCAGGGCCGCACGCGAGGCCGAACUUUUACCGGUCACUUUUUCUUUUCUUUUUUUUUUUUUCUUUUCUCUUUAUUUUUUUGGCCUCACCUAGUUUUUAUUUUCAUUAUUUUUAUUUCCUCAGACCCCUUAGUGGAUACUGUGACUCAGCCUUUAACGAUUGCGUCAUUUAUAUUGAUCUCACAGUUUAUUUUUGAAGUGUAUUUUCGUCCUGAAGUGAUUUGAAGAAGAAAAGUCCGGAGUCUGAGGGCUUGAAGCUAAGCGGCUAACAGGACGAGAAAAAGAGUGACAUCAUCGAAGGAAAACUUCAUCGGAGAUUAAAAGUCGUGGGACAGAUCGUGGGUUUUGUGGUAAUUUAUGAAGGUUUUGGGCCCAAACGUUGAAUUUUGAGAGAAACUUAUUGGAUUUGAGGAGCCGGUGAUUAGCACUAGCUAAACAGGUGCGGCUCAUCUGGAGACGAGGACUUUAUUGGUUUCUGGUUUUUAUUUUUGCUUUUUGAAACUUUUGGAUCUUUUUCUUUCCCCUUUUUUCUAAGUGGUGCUAAGAGCUGAUUGGCCGGUGGUUGCCAUGGCAUCCUCGGUGAAGGUGGCAGUUCGCGUGCGGCCCUUCAACAACCGCGAGACAAACCGUGGAGCAAAGUGUGUAAUCCAGAUGCAGGACAAGUCCACCUGUAUUAUCAACCCCAAACAACCCAAAGACACACCCAAGAACUUCACAUUUGAUUACUCCUACUGGUCGCACAGCACAGUGGAAGACCCAUGCUUUGCGUCUCAGAGGCAGGUGUAUUUGGACAUCGGAGAAGAAAUGCUGCUUCAUGCCUUUGAAGGCUACAAUGUCUGCAUCUUUGCAUACGGCCAAACCGGAGCAGGAAAAUCCUACACGAUGAUGGGCAAACAGGAGCCCGAGCAGCAGGGCAUCAUCCCACAGCUUUGUGAAGACCUGUUCAAACGAAUAGCCGAAAACCGUGACCCUGACCUGUCCUACUCUGUGGAGGUGUCGUAUAUGGAGAUUUACUGUGAGCGUGUGAGGGAUUUGCUGAACCCGAAGUGUAAAGGCCCUCUGAGAGUCAGAGAACAUCCCAUCAUGGGGCCGUAUGUCGAGGAUCUGUCCAAGAUGGCCGUCACCAGCUACAGCGACAUCGCCGAUCUGAUGGACUGCGGCAACAAAGCCAGGACGGUGGCUGCUACCAACAUGAAUGAGACGAGCAGCCGCUCUCACGCCGUGUUCACCAUCCUGUUCACACAGAGACGCCACGACCAGAUGACCAACCUCGACACAGAGAAGGUGAGUAAGAUCAGCCUGGUCGACCUGGCAGGAAGUGAAAGAGCGGAUUCCUCUGGGGCAAAGGGUAUGAGGUUAAAGGAAGGUGCAAACAUCAAUAAAUCUCUCACUACACUGGGCAAGGUCAUCUCAGCACUGGCAGAUAUGCAAAGCACCAAAAAGAGGAAGUCUGACUUCAUCCCUUACAGAGACUCCGUGCUUACCUGGCUACUGAGAGAGAACCUGGGGGGGAACUCUCGUACAGCCAUGAUCGCUGCUCUGAGUCCUGCAGACAUCAACUAUGAGGAAACCCUCAGUACACUCAGGUAUGCAGACCGGGCGAAGCAGAUCCGCUGUAAUGCUGUCAUUAACGAAGACCCGAAUGCUCGUCUGGUCCGAGAACUUAAAGAGGAAGUGUCACGACUCAAAGAGCUGCUGCUGGCUCAGGGUCUCAGUGACCUCAUACCUGUUUCAGGAUCGUCCAUAGUGGGAGGUCCAGGUGUAUCCCAGCAGCCCCCUGUCCCUGGUGCCCAGAUUACCCAUGAUGCACCAAUGGAGGAACUCAGUCCCACCAGCCCAGUAAAACCUAUUAGCAAAGAGGAGGCUGUGGAGAGACUGAAGGAGACAGAAAAGAUCAUCGCAGAGCUGAAUGAGACAUGGGAGGACAAACUGCGCAAGACUGAAGCCAUACGUUUAGAGAGGGAGGCCCUGCUGGCAGAGAUGGGAGUGUCCAUAAGAGAAGAUGGAGGGACCGUCGGUGUAUUUUCUCCCAAAAAAACUCCGCAUUUAGUCAACUUGAAUGAAGAUCCUUUGAUGUCAGAAUGCCUGCUGUAUUAUAUUAAAGAUGGAAUAACCAGGGUUGGACAGGAAGAUGUAGAUAUUCGACUGAGUGGUCAGUUUAUAAAGGAGCUGCACUGUGUGUUCUGCAGUGAAGUGGAAGACAAUGGGGAAGUUGUUGUGACUUUGGAGCCGUUACCUGGAGCGGAAACGUACGUCAACGGCAAACAGAUUACAGAAGGAGUUGUACUCAAACAAGGUAACCGAAUCGUGAUGGGGAAGAACCACGUGUUUCGUUUUAACCAUCCUGAGCAGGCACGAUUGGAAAGAGAGCGCAGCGCCACUCAGGACCAGCAGGGGGAGCAGGUGGACUGGAGCUACGCACAGAAAGAACUGCUGGAGAAACAAGGCAUCGAUAUAAAACAGGAGAUGGAAAGAAGGCUGCAGGACUUGGAGAAUCAGUACCGUAAAGAGAAGGAGGAGGCUGACCAACUGCUGGAACAGCAAAGACUGUAUGCAGACUCGGACAGUGGUGAUGACUCAGAUAAACGGUCUUGUGAGGAGAGCUGGAGGCUCAUCUCGUCGCUCCGAGAGAAAUUACCUGCCAACAAGGUGCAGUCCAUAGUGAAGAAGUGCGGUUUGCCAAGCAGCGGGAAACGCCGUGAGCCUCUACGUGUGUAUCAGAUUCCUCAGCGACGGCGUCUUCCUGCCAGUCUCGAAACCAAACAGCACCCGAGCGUGGAGGAGCUGCGCACUCAGGCUGUUAAAGAGAUCUGCUACGAGGUGGCCCUGGGAGAUUUCCGCCACACCCGUCAGGAGAUCGAGGCUCUGUCCAUCGUCCGCAUGAAGGAGCUGUGCAGAACGUAUGGACAGAGAGACCCUCAGGAGCGAGAGAGCUGGAGGAGCGUGGCGAGGGACGUGUGCAACACAGUGGGCAUCGGAGAGGACGAGACCGAGACGGAGGAGAAACCGACCGGAGGGAGGGACAAGGAGAGAGGGAGAGGACCGGAGGGAGGGAAGACGGACAUGGGAGACCUGAAAGCACACAUCGAUAAGUUGACUGACAUUCUGCAGGAGGUGAAGCUGCAGAACAACAUGAAGGAUGAAGAGAUCAAAGCACUCAGGGACAGAAUGGUCAAGAUGGAGAGUAUAUUCCCUGUAGAGCUGCAGGGAGAUGAAGAUUCCGUAACGGAUACAGGCGGAGCUAGAUCCGAAGAGGGGACGGAGCACAGCGGGUGGCGCAGCGAGGAGGAGGGUGGAUAUCGUCGAGGUCGUCACAGGUGGCAGUAUCCUGAGAGGUAUCAAGAUGUUAAGCGUCGCCGUGGCAAUGGCGCUCCUUCCAAUCCUCAAACGGGGCGCCCUCAGAAUAAUCCCUUCAUUGGUGGUGGUGGCAGCAGUGGGGGAUCGGGACGCAUCCCGAACACUUUCUCCACACCUCAGACCGGUCGCGUCCCAAAUGGACCAUUUCUACCCGGGAUGGGUCGCUUCCUGCCACCUUUAGAGAGGAAGUUACAGUUUCCUUUUAAGGGAAAUCCUCAGCACCGAGGCUUCCACUGGGGACCUUCAGCCAGCCAGAGAGAACCAGACACACAGGAAGGAAAGGAUUCCACUUCCUCUCCUUCCUCUGUGCACACUUUCCAGUCUCCACCUUCUCCAAACAAAGCCCAGUGGCAGCGGCGUAACCAUGGAAACAGAGGACGUGGUAACCGGAACAGAUCUCGUAACCGGGGGCGGAACCCAUUCGAUGGAUUCAUUCAGAACCCCCAUGAGAAUAAUAUAGAGCGCAAAGAUGGUGCAGGGUCACACCCAAGGGCUAAGUAUGCUUGGUACAACCCAAACGUGGGCUCGGUUCAGGAUGGAGUUCAACAAAACCAGAACCAGCAGAGUAAGCAAGGGUUCCAGAAACACCAGAACCAGUACUACUACGUUCCCCCCCGGCUUCAAUCCACACCACCUGAGAAGAUCCAGACCUGGUCUGGAGAGGGUUCUGAUCCCACAAAUGCCCUGCCCACUCAGCGUGACUUCACCAGCCCAAUGGAGACCUGACUGGCUCAGUCGUGAGACAGAAAGUGAUGUGGGGGAAUCAGUAAUGUUGAAAUGAAGAGGGGAUGAAGGAAGUGUUCAGCUGGAUUUGACAUGUAGUUGCGUAAAUUUUUGGUUUGUGAUAGUUUUUGCAGUGGAGACUUUUUCAAAAACAAAUGCUGGAAGCAAGUAUUGAUUACUCUUAUUUUUAUUACUAAUUUUUAAUAUUUACUCUGGGGAAAACACACUACACAUUUUUCAUCGCACAUGAGCUUGGAACAGUUUGCGUAUCAGUGCAAUGACAUUAGUUUUCACACGCAAACUGCGUCUAAAGUUUUUGGGGAUUUUUUUUUUUCCUAACACUUGAGAAUCACUCUUCAGUGCCUUACGACACCUACAAUCCUUUAAACUUUUUAUACACACAGUGUUUUAUGAUCUGUGUAUUGAUCUGUGUGUGAAAAUUGUGUUCUUGUGUCGUUCUCUUCCACGUUGAAGGACGAGUGUGCCUUGUGAUGCGCAGUACUCGAUUUUACAGAAAGUUGGGAUCUUACUGAUUUUGUAUAUUUGGGAAACGGCUGCUGCAUAUCAUUAAAAAAAUUCUACCUUGUGCCACAGAGUAAGUUUUGUGCCAAAAACUUUGAGAUACAAAAAUUAUGCAUUAAACGCUUUAAUUCUUUAUUACAACCAUUUUCUUCUUUUGGAAUACUACUUCUCCUGCCAUCUUGAAUGUUGGUUAACUCGAAUGUUCUAAGCCACGCCCAUCCCACAAGGCUCUGUCUCAAAUUACUGUAUUCUUACACUACAUACUUCAGCUUUUUUUUUUUUUUUUUUGUCUUUGUUGCUCAGUUUCCACACUGCUUGGCUCCGCCCCUUUCCACUAUAGUAUGAAUGUAAAACACUUUCGGUUCUAUUAAAUCACUACUCCCUCACUAAAAGUACAGUUUGAGACCUAGCCCAAGUAAUGUAACUAUACUUCCUGUUUUCAGUGGGCGUGGCUUAGACACUGGUUAAUUCCAAUUAGCCAAAACAAUUAAGGUGCAUGCUUCUUCCUAGACCCUCCCACUUCUUAAUUUCUUUUGUCACAAAACUCACUCUGUAUUGUGCCUGCUGAGGAAGAACAAACUUACCAAAGAGGUCCGGAGGUCAAAAGUCGUCUGUUCAGGGUGCUGCCACGCCCAAAUCUCUAGCUCUUUAACAUUUUUUUCCCCCCCAUGCAGUUCUUUUAGCUUGAAUGUUCUUUCCUUUUUUCAGGUCAGUAGUGUUUGACAAUUCAUAAACCCAUUAUUAAUUUUAUUUAACUUUAUUUUAGAGACUGUUUUUAAACUGUGGCUUUUCCGCUACAUGCGAGAUGUACUUGUGAGGAUGAUAUGCAACGUAAAAGUUUGACAAUUAAAGGACUUGUAUGUUA
Molecule: messenger RNA, 5536 nt
Organism: Neoarius graeffei (lesser salmon catfish)
Lineage: Eukaryota; Metazoa; Chordata; Actinopteri; Siluriformes; Ariidae
Gene: kif1ca
Product: kinesin family member 1C
Exons: 24
Coding region: 637-4152 (1171 amino acids)
Biological process (GO): microtubule-based movement
Molecular function (GO): ATP binding; microtubule binding; microtubule motor activity
Source: RefSeq, a predicted model, not a curated record